CGGAAGGAACUCGAGCGCCAGCGGUUGGAAACUUUGCGUCACGAGGAGGAGGAAAGAGCGAAACGUCGUCAAAAGCUUGAGAGUAUCAUGUCUCGGGUGAAGGGCAGCGGUCAAGCCCUGAGUCGCACCAACACUGGCAACUCCAGCACCCAGAGCCUAUCGACUAUGGUUCAGAGUCUGACAGCUGAUUCAAAGGCCCGCAGCGAGUCACCCGCUAACGGCAGUGAUGACAACAAUGUCCACUUCAUCCUCGGUGGUGAGGAGACAUCCCUCUGUACUGGCUCUAUGCUGCGGAUGUAUGCAGCUGGCGUGACGUCGCAACCUGUGCUAUUGCCAUGUGUGCAUGUGCGCGCGCAAACGCUUUGGGUCUGCCCGUCUCUCUCUCCGUCCUUUUUUCGCAUCUUUAACGCCGACCACGUGACCCUCGGCAUUCCGACGCUUUUACCAACGCGCACCGAUGACGACAGCAACAGCAGCAGUUUAGGAGAGAUCACUGGCAGCUGUAAUAGCGGUGGCUUUCGCCCCCUCGCCAUCCUCGUGAUUGCACCUGUGCAUGCAGGCUAUGCUGCUGGUAGUCGUCUUCGUGCCACGUGCUGCGAAUGCUGA
This is a messenger RNA of Dibothriocephalus latus, 606 nucleotides long. NCBI's taxonomy places the organism in Eukaryota, Metazoa, Platyhelminthes, Cestoda, Diphyllobothriidea, Diphyllobothriidae. The record is from the annotation of a GenBank genome assembly.